GGGAGCGGGGUCCAGCCGCCGCUUCCGCCCGGGCUCCGGCGCCUCACUUCCCUGGCGCGGGCCCCGAGGAGGCGCGCCUCGGCCCCGCGGACGUCCGCACACGUGCCCUGCGGCUGCGCACCGCGGGCCCUCGGAUGCCCCGCUGCCCGGGGUCUCGGCCCCCACGGCCCUGCCCGGAGUGUGCCCUGCUUCGUCGGCCCGGUCCCCGCUGUCGCGGCAGCAGCCCGGUCUGAAGGCGCCCCGAGCCCCGGGGGGGGCGCUGUGUCCGCGAGCGGCCGGCGCCGGUCCCCGAUGCUCUUAGGCGGACGCCCGGGCGUCCUCUGCGACCUCCGGACGCGCUCGGAGACCCCUGCCCCGGCUGUCGCCUUACGGCCCCGGUGCGACCGGACAAGAAUUGCUUCUCCCUGAAAGUGACUUGAGUCACGUGGGCUGAGAAAGUACAAGCGUGGAAACCCAGGGCCAGGUCCAGGAGGGCAGCUGUUGUCCCAGGUAGGACCUGGGUCAGGAAGACACUUUCUUACCUUUGUUCCUGAACAUACGGUUUCACAUGAGAGCAGACCGUGGAGCCGAGCUGCCUGGUGCAAAUCCUAACCCUGCCGUUGGGAAACGUCUCUUGUCUGUGCCUUAUGUGGGGGGAUCACGGGACCCUUCACGGAGGGUUGUUGUGAGGGUCAGUGUUUGUGAACGCUAAGGCACAGUGCUGCCGGGCUCCUGCUCCCGGUCAGCACUAGAACCACGGUUUAUGCAGCAGAGAUGCUCCUGCGGGAGGAAGGCGAGACUGGUGUCCUUCCCUGGCCUUGGAGCUGCAAGGACGUGGACGCUGAUGCGUCCAGCCUCGGCGCCCCCGCCUUGCUGGGCUGACCCCUCUCGGCGACCACGUUCUCGCCGCCCGCCCGCGUCCUGCCCGCCGCCCCGUGCCCUCGUGCCCGACGCUCAGCGUGGCCCAUGUUGUCCGUCGCUGAGAGAGCCUCGUUCUCGGCGGUGGCAUCAGCAUGGCGUCUUCAGCCAGAACCCAAGCGCUGGAAGAGGCCGUUCCCGGGCCCGAGGAGAAGCCGGAGGGAAGGUCGCUUCUCGCCUGGGGCCCGCUUCUCGCUCAGCCGGACGACAAGGUGCUCGCCGUCACCGUCACCGAGACCACCGUCAUCGAGGCGGGCCUGGGCGCGUGGAGCGCGCGCGCGCUGCUCUACCUGGCGCUCUGGUUCUUCUUCAGCUUCUGCACGCUCUUCCUCAACAAGUACAUCCUGUCGCUGCUGCAGGGCGAGCCCGGCAUGCUCGGCGCCGUGCAAAUGCUGUGCACUACGCUCAUUGGAUGCGUCAAAGUGUUCGUCCCCUGCUGUCUGUACCAGCACAAAGCCCGGCUUUCGUAUCCGCCCAAUUUCAUCAUGACUAUGCUGUUUGUGGGUCUGAUGAGGUUUGCAACAGUGGUUUUGGGUUUGGUCAGUCUAAAAAACGUGGCGGUUUCGUUUGCUGAGACGGUGAAGAGCUCUGCUCCCAUUUUCACUGUGAUCAUGUCUCGGAUGAUUCUGGGGGAGUACACAGGAAUGCUGGUCAACCUCUCGCUUAUCCCAGUCAUGGGAGGGCUGGCGCUGUGCACGGCCACCGAGAUCAGCUUCAACGUCCUGGGGUUCUCAGCUGCGCUGUCCACCAACAUCAUGGACUGUUUGCAAAAUGUUUUUUCAAAAAAGCUCCUCAGCGGGGACAAAUACAGGUUCUCGGCUCCGGAGCUGCAGUUCUACACCAGCGCCGCUGCCAUGGCUAUGCUGGUCCCAGCCUGGAUCUUCUUCAUGGAUAUGCCGGUGAUUGGGAGGAGCGGGAGGAACUUCAGCUACAGCCAGGAUGUCCUACUGCUGCUCCUGACCGACGGGGUCCUGUUCCACCUGCAGAGCGUCACCGCCUAUGCCCUCAUGGGGAAGAUCUCCCCUGUGACGUUCAGUGUCGCCAGCACCGUGAAGCAUGCCCUGUCCAUCUGGCUCAGCAUCAUAGUCUUUGGCAACAAAAUCACCAGCCUGUCAGCUGUCGGCACCAUCCUGGUGACAGUGGGCGUCUUGCUGUACAACAAGGCCAAGCAGCACCAGCGGGAGGCCAUGCAGAGCCUGGCUGCAGCCACCAGCCAUACCCCAGAGGGCGACGUGGAGCCACCCAGCCUGAAGGACCCCAAAGAGCACCACUGAGCCUGGGAGGCUCCAGGUGCCUGAGCCCCCAGGUCACUGGCCAUUGCUGUCCUCCUUGCUGAUGUGGGUCCCUGGAAACCAGGUGCCAGGGAGAUGCUACUCAGUGGGUCACAGCUGGGGUGCACGUCACAGCUGGGGGGAGAGGAUGUGCAGUAGGGAGUUUCCUUCUCCCUUCUAGGUUUUUCUGUCAAAACUGGGGGAAAUUCAAGUUGGGGAUUCCAGGUGUCAGCCUCCUGGGGUGGACACCUGAGCCCAGCUACAGCUGAGCCCCAUUGCCACGUAAUGUGAAAACUGCCUCCCGCUGCUCUGUGCGGAGCAUGCAGGAGGCAGUCAGGACCUGCCUCUGCAGCCCCCUCACUGGGCAUGGGUGUCCCUGCUGCAGCUGGGUGAGGCCCCAGUUCCUUGGUGGGUGAUGACCACCAGGGGCACCUGCAGAGCCAGAGCUGGGCCCAGUGCCAAUGUGAGCUGCUCCCUACUCAGUGCCAGCAGAGAGAACUCAGCUUCCCCACACCAGCCAUCAAAGGCCACACAGCCACUGGUUCCUGGGCCACCUGUGCAGAACAGCUGCGGGGUCUGCCUGCGAUGCUGCUGUGCUGGAAUAGAAGUCCGAGCCACCCCCGGCCCCCAGUACAGAGGCUGGGGCAACCUGAGAGACCACAGGAUGGUGCAGACAGGGGAGGGCCAGAGGGGCACAGGAACAAGGGUCUCCUGCUGUGCAUGGGUGCUGGGCACUUCCCAACCUGGUCCAGAGCUGAGGGUAUCCUCACAGGCCAUCAGAGCCCCUCACCCCCUUCAAAGCCUGUGCUGUACUGAGUCCCCCCCCCACCCCAAGGGGCCCUGUCCCUCACCUAUGUGAUCAUUCCCAGCCUAGGAGGUUGAGGACAAAGCUCUUCGAUGUUUAACUCGGGGCAGGAGCCACCGACACUCCUUUCCUGGACUCGGCAGUGGGAGGUAGGCUGCUCUGGACUCCUGCGGACCGGGCCUGGCGUCCUGGGAGCACACCGUCCUCAGUCCCCCAGCUACCUGCAGAAACUCCCCAGUGAGCAGGUGCCAGGGAGCACCUGCAGGGCAUCUGCAGUGUUUGCAGUUUGGCUGCUGGGAAAGGGAGGCUGUGCUUUUUAACAACGGAAACACUUGUAUAGAAGGGUUCCUUCUGGAGAGCACCGUGAACAUCAGGGAAGCCACGCUCUGCACUGACAGCCCGGCUCUGAGGGACUGUGACACACAGGCUGGGGCCACUGGAUGAGCUGAGCCUGUCCCUCCUCGUCAGCGUCACUUGCCUGCAGGGCUAAGGAGGCAGGGUUGGCACUGUGCAAGGCCAAGGCUGCUGACCCCUUGCUUUGUUCCUCUUCCUGCAGCCUCAGGGGGUUCUGAUUUGGGCACAGUCUGUUGCCAGCUGGUCUUUGGGACCUUCUCACCGCCUGAGCCCAGGGCUCGUGAGGUGCAGCCGCCAGGCACUGGUCGUUCCCUACAUCCCAUCUCUCCUCCUGGCUGUUCAGGUGUUUGGUGCCCACAAUCGGUUCACUGGUUUUCCAGUUGGCUUCCCACUUAGAAAAUAUGAAAAUAUCCCCUCCUGCAUAUAAAAUCUCUCUGAAACAAAGAGCAAUAAUUACAUCUCAUUAAGUUCUACCUACUUGAAAAGGUUUGCCAUGAUGAUGGGUCAAAAUGAGGCCUUUGAACCUACAAGCCACCUUUUUAAAGAGGCUGACCUCCUUCGUCUGAAGGCGGGCCAGGUAUGCCCACCUGCACCCCAAGCUCACCUUCACUGUGACUUCCCCCUGGUUCUGUUUCCAUUCCUUUUUCUGCUUUCCCCAAAAACAAAACUAAAGAAAAUUCUCUGAUGGUGGCUGGGGUGGUGGCAUGUUGCACUGAUCUGUGAGUGAACGCAUCCCCCUACCCGGCAGUGGCGCUGUCCACCUCCACCCUCGGGAAUAUGGCUGCUCAGCCAGCUGCUGACCAAGGGACGUGCACAGGGAGGGGACACAACUGUGGUGGCCAGUUGCAGGAUUCUCACGUUGUCCUUCACGAAGACGGUUGUCUGGGUAUAACCAGAGGCCCAGGCGCCUGGUUUCCAAGUAUUGUUUGGAAUUUCUGGUUCCACAUCCCAUGUGGAAUCACAAAGCCACCCAUCUGAUGUGCCCCUUCCCUCCCUCCUCACAAGCAGCUCUCAGCUUGUUUUGAUUUUCUAAAUUUGUGGGCCAAAAACAAAUCAAAGGUAUUCCUAAACUGUUAGCAAAUGAGGCAGUUUCCUGUAAAGCUGCUUUUGAGACUUUUCCUCAUUCCUGCAGGAAAGACCAUAGAACCUGUGCAGCGGCCAGCCCCGGGCCCUGCCAGGCGAGCAUUCCUUCCCCAGUCCCCUCCCCAGCCGCCAAUUCUCAUGGCAUUUCCAGGACAGCCUUGUGCCAAGAGUCAAAACCCAAGGCCUGGUGUGGCCACUUGCUUAAUGACUGUACAGACACAAUAUGUUUUUAUUAACUUUGUCUAGUACUUUUGUAGAGUAGUAUGCUCUCACUGAACUGUCACAGAUGUGCUCAUAGAAACAUUGACACUGGGUGUCCUUACUCACAUUGGGCUAAUUCCUCUUGUGUCCGUGGUCGUUGUCUGUGCCUUUGUAAACAAACAGAACACUUGAGCCAGACCUGAGUUGGGUCAUCUGCUUACAGGUCCUUAGAGAUGUACACAUCUCUAACGUUCAAGGAAAUUUCCACUACUGAAUGAUAUAAAAAGCUUUUUUUAAAUAAAAAAUUCUGAUAGUCAUAAUUUCCUGUGUAUCAACAUUAAGAUAAUCUGACUGCUUGAAAAGUUGAGAAUACUUUUGCACCAUCCAAAAUGUGUUUUGUUUGUUUGUUUAAAAAAGAUGACCGGUAAGGGGAUCUUAACCCUUGACUUGGUGUUGUCAGCACCACGCUCUCCCAAGUGAGCCAACCGGCCAACCCUAUAUAGGGAUCCGAACCCGUGGCCUUGGUGCUAUCAGCACCACACUCUCCCAAGUGAGCCAUUGGCCAGCCUUCAAAAUGUGUUUUUAAUUUGAGAAAAAUAAACAUGGUGAAUCCAAAACAGUAAGAAAACAUGCUGUGCAAAGAGUAUCAGCCAAACAGCUCUGCUCUGUGGUGUGCCUUUAAAAUACUUGUCACAAAUCCAGUGGGCUUUGCUUCCUGCUGUGAUACUCCUCAAGAUAGUCACUUAGACGAGUCAGUGGGGAUAAGAGACCAAUAGCGGGGCUUUGUAUAUCCAUCCAAGUGAAGUGCUUUCUAAGGCCCAAAAGUAUUUUCACUGUUUCCCUAGGUUGGAAAAAGUAAACAAGGAUGUUACUACAGAUAGAAUCCACUCUUCCUCUUUUGCCUUUGACCAAGAUUGUACUAAGGGCUUUAUUCUUUCCCAAAAUAUGUUCAUGCCCUGGUUGAGGCCUCCUUGUUUUCUUAGUUUAUAAAUAAGGAUGUCCUAACUCCCCUGAUGAGUCUAGCUGUUUCCUCUGUCCUGGCUAAGGACCCAAGGGUGCAUCCUGGAGGGUGUGCUGACACUGCGGCUCAGAGCUCAGAAGUCUUCAACUUUGCUGGCCCUGAAGUAUUUCUUCCAGCUUUCCUGGGGGCUCUGAUUCUGAGUUUGAUGGCUGCUGGAACCUUGCUCAGACUGCCAACUCAUUUGGAAAGCCUUUUUGGUCUGUUUCUUGUUUCCACUUGUGAAAAGUAGCAUUCAGCUGAUUUCCUAUUUCUAGACUGUUUGUUGAUGGGUAUACACCUGCUCAAGGCAUGUUGUGGGCUCCACUUCAAAGAGGGCCACAGUCAGGGUGACUUUCCCACACUGAAAAACUUGAAAAGUAUAUCAAUAAUAAUCUACAUCAGAGCCAAAUUAUAUUUGCUUUAUACCAAACAAUACUGUGGAGAACUAAAAGUACAUCAUUGAAAAUGUUUAUAGUGUUUGGUAUGUCUCCCAUUUCAGUAUGUAACUAGAUUAGUACUUUCUAGAAAGUGGUUCUGUUAAAUAAUUUAGUGAGUCAUUGUUAAUCCUGCUGUGGUAAUACAUUGAUGCUGUGUAGUUAUUAAUCUUUUGGAUAUCUCCUGAUUAUUUUUGUCUAAAUUAAGCAGCCAUGGUAGCAAUUGCCUCUGACUUGUUCUGCAAAAGUAGAAUAAAUGUUAAAUCUGUA
This is a messenger RNA of Cynocephalus volans (Philippine flying lemur), 6315 nucleotides long. It is a transcript of the gene SLC35E2B, whose product is annotated as solute carrier family 35 member E2B. Gene Ontology annotation, molecular function: antiporter activity. Gene Ontology annotation, cellular component: Golgi apparatus. Bases 993 to 2171 code for a protein of 392 amino acids. The record is from RefSeq and is a predicted model, not a curated record. The transcript has 12 exons. Lineage: Eukaryota; Metazoa; Chordata; Mammalia; Dermoptera; Cynocephalidae.